Dicentrarchus labrax (European seabass) is the source of this 5506-nucleotide messenger RNA. RefSeq names its product MAP/microtubule affinity-regulating kinase 4b (gene mark4b). Gene Ontology annotation, biological process: microtubule cytoskeleton organization; intracellular signal transduction; protein phosphorylation. The transcript has 18 exons. Gene Ontology annotation, cellular component: cytoplasm. The coding region runs from base 303 to 2660 and encodes 785 amino acids. NCBI's taxonomy places the organism in Eukaryota, Metazoa, Chordata, Actinopteri, Moronidae. The record is from RefSeq and is a predicted model, not a curated record. Gene Ontology annotation, molecular function: ATP binding; protein binding; protein serine/threonine kinase activity.
GGGGUGGGUUGGGGGUUCAGUCUGGGGUUGUUUCGGUACCAGACACACAUGAGGUGGAUGUUUUUUUUUUUUAACGUAUAAAAUUAAAGCUGCAUCGGUGCUGCCUUCACGGACUGUGACAAUGAGGAUUGUAUGAGAAGUGAAGCUGUAUUUUUUUUUUUCACAGAGCUUGGUGUGACUGACAACCAGGCUAAUCUGGGGUGUUUUUUUUUGUUUUUUUUGGUCGUUUUUUUUAACCCGGUGUGAACCACAAACCCACUUUUAUUUUUCUCCUGGACGGGCUGCACUCAGGGACCCUGAACAUGUCUUUACGCACGGCACUGCCUGGGAACGAGCGGAACCCGGACCAUCAUACCUCCCUGUCGGCCAGCCGCUCAGAGAAGGGUACCGGCUGGUCGAGCCGCUCGCUUGGUGCCCGAUGUCGCAACUCCAUCGCCUUGUGUUCAGAUGAACAGCCACACAUUGGAAACUACCGGCUCCUCAAAACCAUCGGCAAGGGGAACUUUGCGAAGGUCAAACUGGCACGACACAUACUGACCGGCAGAGAGGUUGCAAUAAAGAUCAUCGAUAAAACCCAACUCAACCCAACAAGCCUGCAGAAGCUGUUUCGGGAGGUACGCAUCAUGAAAACUCUCAACCAUCCCAACAUAGUGAAGUUGUUUGAGGUGAUUGAGACUGAGAAGACUCUUUACCUGAUUAUGGAGUACGCCAGCGGAGGCGAAGUGUUCGACUACCUCGUGGCUCACGGCAGAAUGAAGGAGAAGGAGGCCAGAGCCAAGUUCAGACAGAUUGUCUCAGCGGUGCACUACUGUCAUCAGAAGAACAUUGUUCACAGAGACUUGAAGGCGGAGAAUUUACUACUAGACGCUGACUCCAACAUCAAAAUAGCUGACUUUGGCUUCAGUAACGAGUUCUCUGCAGGCAAUAAACUGGACACGUUCUGUGGCUCCCCGCCCUAUGCCGCCCCAGAGCUCUUCCAGGGGAAGAAGUACGACGGUCCAGAGGUGGACAUCUGGAGCCUGGGUGUCAUCUUGUACACUCUUGUCAGCGGGUCAUUGCCCUUUGACGGACAGAACCUAAAGGAGCUGCGGGAGCGUGUUUUGAGGGGGAAAUAUCGUGUACCCUUCUACAUGUCUACAGACUGCGAGGGAAUCCUGCGCCGCUUCUUGGUCCUCAACCCCGCCAAGCGCUGCUCGCUGGAGCAAAUAAUGAAAGAUAAGUGGAUUAAUGUCGGCUAUGACAGCGAGGAGCUGAAGCCUCACUCAGAGCCUGUGGAGGACUUGAAUGAUACCAACCGCAUUGAUGUGAUGGUUGGGAUGGGCUUCACUAGAGAAGAGGUCAGAGAUUCGCUGGUCAGUCAGAAGUACAAUGAGGUCACUGCCACAUACCUGCUGCUGGCACGCAAGAACGAUAAGGAUGACAGUGAGUCUCGGUCUGGCAGCAGUCUGAGUCUAGCUCGAGUCCGACCCAGCACCAUUACCAACGGAACCAGCAAACACACCACUCCCACGUCCUCCUCUGGCGCAUCUUCUUCCUCCUCUGGCCACAAGGCACAGCGCAGUGCCUCCACUUACCACCGCCAGAGACGGCACUCUGACUUCUGUGGUCCAGCAGUUCCAGGGUCGACGCACCCCAAGCGAAGUCCCAGUGGUGUAGCCGAAGGGACAGGGCUUAAGGAGGAGAGGCUGUCAGUCCGAAAGCCAAGCACCAAUACCGUUGGCUCCCGUAGCAUCCCAACGCCCUCCAGUCCUAUGGUUAGCUCUGCACAUAACCCAAAUAAGGCAGAGAUACCUGACAGACGCAAGGAAGUUAACUCAACCACGAAUAACAUCCCUGCUAGUGCCAUGACUCGAAGGAACACAUAUGUGUGUACAGACCGAUCUAACACUGAUAGACACACAUUGCUGCAGAAUGGCAAGGAAAACAGUUCCUUAUCCCACCGCCUUCCCCCUGCAUCCCCUUCAACCCACAGCAUCGCCGGUGCCUCUGGAGCCUCCUCCUCUUCCUCCACGCCCUCCUCCCGGCUCUCUAGGGGAUCCACAGUCCGGAGCACUUUCCAUGGAGGGCAAAUUAGAGACCGUCGGCCUCCCUCCCAUGCUCCCCCAGCUUCCCCAACCCUGUCUCAUGAUGCCAGUCCACUGCCCCAUGCCAGGACCCGGGCCACAACCAACCUGCUAAGCAAACUCACCUCCAAGUUGACUCGCAGGGUCACUCUUGACCCUUCUAAACGUCAGAGCUCAAACAAGUCCAUGUCGGGCUGCACCCUCCCACAGGGGACAAAAACAGUUAACGAACCUGAGAGAAUCAGCAGAUCUCCGGUCACAAGUCGCCAUCUAUCUGGGCAUCAGAAAGCGGCCGAGCCCCGGACCCCCCGAUGCGGCUGGGAUGUGAGGGUGCGGAGCCCCCGCGACCCGGCCGAGGUGGUGCUAGCGCUGCGUGAGGCGGCGCAGGGCUGCGGCUGCCAGGUCCACCUGGCCGGGCCUUUCCUCCUGUCCUGCACCCACGGAGCAGCCGGCGCCCGUGUGGCCUUCGAGGCCGAGGUCUGCCAGCUGCCCAGCGGGCUGGGCCAGAGCAGCGGUGUGAGGUUCAAACGCCUGUGGGGGGCACCGUUAGCCUUUAGAGACAUCGCCACCAAAGUGUCCAAGGAGCUGGAGCUCUGAGGGCAACAGGAGGCGGGGCAGAUUGAUGACAGACAGGACAAGUUGAUGAAUGAGGAGGUAAGAGGAAGAGGAGGAACAGCGAGGCAGAAACCCUCGCCUCCUCCUCUUCCUCCCUGGGCUCCACCUCAUCUAAUGCGGCUAGCGAUGCCUCGCCUCCGCCAAAGACCCUCUUCUUCUGAUGCCACCAAUCACAGCCAGACAAACGGAUGCACAGACACGGAUAGACCGCCAUCGGCAGACUUAUGAUGACCCUUGACCUUGGAGCUGUCAGUGACCUACGACCCCUGCUUAAAACACGCCACCACCUCCAUAUUAUGUGAGCCCGCGGAGUCAAACAGUUGGGUUUGUUUUUUCUUGAUUUAAUGUUCGAUGAUGAUACGGAUGGUGUUGCUGAGAAUGAUGGAGAUUGUUGUUGUUGUUGUUGACAUUGUUAUUCCUAUUCUAUCAUAUUUGUCAUCAUUCCUUUUUAAAGAGCUGCUAUUUAAAGAUAUGUUUUAAUUUUUUUGUGUAAUAAGUUUAUUUUCUUUCUUUAAUGCUUUUAAAAAUGGGCAGAAGUUUGACAUCUGUUGUCAUUUCUCGGCAGCAGACGUCACAUAUUUAAGAAGUCAGGGCGCAGUCUGACCUCCGGCCUCUAGAGGGAGACAUGCAGAAAUGCAGAUACUGAAUGAAGCAUCAAAGCCUUUCUGACCAUCCAUUAACGCCCAUUUUACUUCUCAGUUGGGAUUUUAAUGUUUGUACCAUUUCUGGUAAAAUGUUGCUCCUCUGUCUGCUAUCCAUACUGAAUCCUCUGCUGUGUAUCGAUAGCUGGCAGGUGAGCUGCUUACAGACGGACCCCGAUAACUUGAUCAUUUGAGCUUAAGCUCCGCCCCUAACAAAUACUCAACUUCGCCCAGUGUUUUAUCCCUCGCUACCUUUAUUAACAAGCAAAAGUCCUUUAAAAAAAAAAAAAUUAAAACAACAUUUUGUUGGUUUAAAGUACGAAGUAGAAUGUUUUAGAAGUCCAACAGGAAUUGAGAUCAUGAUGUUACUGUAUUUACGUUUCAGGAGGUUCUGAGGAUGUUUGCAGGCAAAAAAAUGGCCUCCACAUUAUUUUACUUGAAAUGCCUCCAAACAGGAGGUUUAGUUUAAAUUAGAAAGCAGGUUGUAACAGCCAAUCACAACACAUUAUUCAGAGUGCUAAUGUAAGUGCAGUUCAAUUCAACAAAAUGAAAAUUCAAUGUUUUUAGCACAUAUCGUAUAAAGUCACAGAGUUAAAAUGUUAUUAAAAGAAAUCAACAAAUUGGCUGUCCUAGUUUUUAUCUGAUAUGAUGGAAAUUUAACACAAUAUGGUACAAAAAUACACAUUUUCACUCUUUUUUUCCUCCAACGCCAAAGCAGACGUACUUUAAAAACCUGAUGCAACAUUAGUUUAAAGGCCUUUUCUUCUACAUUACUUUGGUUCAUUGUCAAACUGUUAAAAGACAAAGAGCAACAGAUUUUUCUUCAGCUUUGAGUCCCAGUGGACCUUCAAACUUUUUCAUUAUAAUUUAAUCUCUUUUUCCAAGACAUUUUCCACACAUGAUUACAAUAGCUCGUACUGGUUUGGAGUAAAUGGAGGAGUAGGUUACUCUGGUAGCACUUUGGCAUAACAGUCUCACAGUCUGUCAGACAACCAUCGCCAUUGCUUUCCUCAAAUGUAGUGCAAUACAUCCACACAGCCAAAAAUCAAGACUAGAAUAAGCAUUGAUUAAGACUUAAUAGGGCUCCUUGUUUGAUUUUAUUUUUUAAUUUUUGAUAUUGCUGAUUUGUUGUUAAAAAUCCAAUGAGCACUUUUGCUUUUUAGCCAGGAUUGCAGGGUUUGUACUGUACUGGCAGAGUUUUACUUCAUCUGUAUGUUUCUUUUGUAAAUUGUUUAAAAACUCAAAUUGUCUCACAUUUAAAGCCCACUGCCUUUCUUUUCCUUCACUUACACUUUGUCGUUCACUUCCCACAGUGAAACCAGCUGUAGUGAUGACUUCAGGUUUCCAGUUAGAGGUGCCGUUUGAUUUUGAAGUCAUGCCACAAAGUAAUUUGGUACAAAUGAAGUACCAAAAGUCAUUCAGCGCCAUAAAGUACUGUCAGAAGUACUGUUUUCUUUUACCCAAUGUUGCAUUUAUUUUUAACUUCAGUGACACUUUUGAUAUAAGGAAACUGUAGACUUUUCCCUCUGUCGACCAAUCAGGCUGCAGCACUGCUGAGACAUGUAUGACUGUUCACCAAUCAGAUUCCAUUAUGACUUAAAGAGAUAUAUGACUGUUAACCAAUCAGACUCCUGCCUAAUCAAUGAGAAUGUGACCUAAUGAGAAACUCGAUUCUUGCUCAUUACAGAACAAAGUGCUACAUUCAUCGUGUAUCGACACUGACGACUCCAAAAUCAAAAGGUUGUUGUACUCGUAUUGUAACUCUAUAAAGCCAAGCAACUAUUACUUGUACUUCUGAAGUAUGCAGCAUCUAACAAAACAGAUAUGAUACAGCAGAUGUGUGAUCUUUACGGCUGUAAGGUCUACAGGAAUUUGUCUGUUCAGUGGGAAAUUUCAGCCACAGGUGUCCACCACUGUCUGAAAAUGUGAAGCUGUGAUUUAGGGCUAGUUUUUUUGUUUUGUUUUAUUUGUGUAUAACUGGGCCUCACUCUCUGAACCUGUUCUGUAGAUACAGUUAGGGCCAUGCUUUAAGGCUACAUUUCUGUUGUAUAGUGUGUUUGAAGCCGUUGCUGUUAUCAACAAAACUUAACUUAUGGGCUGAAAUUACAGAAAUGAUCGACCUGCAAUCCUGCAUGUCUCCUAGGAAAUAAUGUGUGACACAAAAAUAAAGACUUUCAACCUCCUUAA